CACCCUCCUCUCGGACUAUGGCCUCGGAUCGCGGGGUCCCAGGGGCCGGCGUCUUCGGAGAUCUACCGCCGAGUUACACGCGCUCCCAGCCGGCCGCCAACGCCGACCUGCUCCGGAGACCGAGCUACUGCCACGCCGCCUUCGCCCUUAAACAGAUUUCAAAGGGGAAAGCGGUAGGUCAGAAAGCUCCUCUGUGGAUCCGGGCAAGGUUCCAGGCCCUCCUCUUCUCUCUAGGCUGCCACAUCCAGAGACACUGUGGGAAGGUCCUUUUUAUUGGACUCUUAGUUUUUGGGGCUCUGUCCGUGGGGCUCCGAGUCGCAGCUAUCGAAACGGACAUCGAAAAACUAUGGGUGGAAGCUGGCAGUCGGGUGAGCCAGGAGCUUCGAUACACCAAGGAGAAGCAGGGAGAGGAGUCUGUAUUUACCUCACAGAUGAUUAUCCAGACGCCCAAAGAAGAGGGCAGCAACAUUCUCACACAGGACGCUUUGCUGGUUCACAUGGAAGCUGCUCUGUCUGCCAGCAAGGUCCAGGUGUCCCUGUUUGGAAAAUCAUGGGAUCUCAACAAAAUAUGCUACAAAUCUGGAGUCCCCAUUAUAGAAAAUGUCAUGAUUGAAAGGAUGAUUGACAAGCUGUUCCCCUGUAUGAUAAUCACCCCGUUGGACUGUUUUUGGGAGGGGGCUAAACUACAAGGCGGAUCUGCCUAUUUACCGGGAAUGCCAGAUAUCCAGUGGAUGAAUCUGGACCCGGUCAAGCUGAUGGAGGAACUCAGUCAGUUCACCUCACUGGAGGGAUUUAAGGAAAUGCUGGACAAAGCCCAGGUGGGCCAUGCCUAUAUGAACAGGCCUUGUCUGGACCCCUCAGACCCUGACUGCCCCCUCAGUGCACCAAACAAGGAGCUGGGAGAGAGUCCUGACAUCGCUGGUCGUCUCCAGGGUGGUUGUCAUGGUUUCAGUAGGAAGUUCAUGCACUGGCAGGAGGAGCUGAUCCUGGGAGGACGAGUCAAAAACAGCCAGGAAACUCUGCUGAGUGCCGAGGCUCUCCAAACCAUGUUCUUGCUGAUGAGUCCCAAGCAGCUGUACGAGCACUUUAAAGACGAUUACGAGAUCCAUGACAUCAACUGGAAUGAAGACAAAGCUACCGCCAUCCUUGAGUCGUGGCAGAGGAAGUUUGUGGAGGUUGUUCAUCAGAGUAUCCCAGACAAUUCCAGCCAGUCCAUCCACGCUUUUUCCACCACCACCCUCAAUGACAUCAUGAAGUCCUUUUCUGAUGUCAGCGUCAUCAGGGUUGCUGGAGGGUACCUGCUCAUGCUGGCCUACGCCUGUGUGACCAUGCUGAGGUGGGACUGUGCGAAGUCUCAGGGAGCUGUGGGACUAGCCGGGGUGCUCCUGGUUGCCCUGUCAGUGGCUGCAGGCCUGGGACUCUGCUCCCUGCUUGGCCUGUCCUUCAAUGCUGCCACCACGCAGGUUCUUCCCUUCUUGGCGCUUGGGAUUGGUGUGGAUGACAUGUUCCUGUUGGCUCACUCCUUCACCGAGACCGGAGUUAACAUCCCCUUCAAGGAGAAGACUGGAGACUGUUUACGGCGCACAGGCACGAGUGUGGCGCUCACCUCCAUCAACAACAUGAUUGCUUUCUUCAUGGCUGCUCUCGUCCCCAUUCCCGCCCUGCGAGCUUUUUCUUUGCAGGCGGCCAUUGUUGUAGUAUUUAACUUUGCCAUGGUGCUGCUGAUCUUUCCGGCCAUCCUGAGUCUGGACCUCCAUCGGCGCGAGGAUAAGCGCCUUGACGUCCUCUGCUGCCUGUACAGCCCCUGCUCCAACCGCAUCAUCCACCUCUCACCUCACGAGCUGUCCGACGCCGCGGAGCAGCCACACACACCCACGGCACCGGCGGCACACACGCACCAGUACGCUGCAGGAUCGACCAUCACCACGAGCACCCACAUCAUGACCACGGUGCAGGCCUUCACGCAGUGCGACGCGGCGGGCCAGCACAUCGUCACCAUCCUGCCCCCCACCUCGCAGAUCUCCACCAGCCCCACCUCCAUCAUCGUCUGCCCCCCGACUCAUCCACAAGCCGCCACCCCCUCCCCCAACACUACCUCUGUCCUGGACCCUUAUGAUUCCCAGCUCUUCGCCCCCACCUCCAGCUCCACGCGGGACCUCCUAGCCCAGAUGGAGGACUCCAAGCAAGGAAGGAAGUGUGUCCCACUCCCCUUCUUACAUUGGAACCUGGCCAGCUUCGCGAGAGAGAAGUAUGCGCCUCUUCUCCUCAAACCCCAGAGCAAGGCUGUGGUGGUGGUCCUCUUCCUGGGCCUUUUGGGUCUCAGCCUGUAUGGGACGACCAUGGUCCACGAUGGCCUAUACCUUACAGACAUUGUGCCACGGGACACCAAGGAGUACGACUUCAUCGACGCCCAGUUUAAGUAUUUCUCGUUUUACAACAUGUAUCUGGUGACCAUGGACGGGUUUGACUACGCCAAGUCGCAGCAACUGCUGGUCCAGCUGCACAACGCCUUCACCUCCGUCAGAUACGUGGUUAGAGAUGGCGACCACAAACUGCCCCGCAUGUGGCUGCACUACUUCCAGGACUGGCUUAAAGGUCUUCAGGUGGCAUUCAACGCUGACUGGGAGGCAGGAAGGAUUACCUACGACACCUACCGUAAUGGCACGGAGGAUGGCGUUCUGGCUUACAAGCUCCUCAUCCAGACGGGCUCCAAGAAAGAGCCUUUCAACUACAGCCAGCUGACGUCCCGUCGGCUGGUGGACACGGAGGGUCUGAUCCCCGCUGAGGUUUUCUAUAUCUACCUGACGGUAUGGGUCAGCAACGAUCCUCUGGGCUACGCCGCCUCCCAAGCAAAUUUCUACCCUCAUCCAAGGGAGUGGAUCCAUGACAAGUAUGACACCACAGGAGAGAACCUGCGAAUCCCCGCCGCAGAGCCACUGGAGUUUGCCCAGUUUCCCUUCUACCUGAACGGCCUCCGGCAGGCGAGCGACUUCGUAGAGGCCAUUGAGAGCGUACGGGCCAUCUGCGAUGAGUUUGGCCGCAAGGGCGUGUUCAACUAUCCAAAUGGUUACCCCUUCCUCUUCUGGGAGCAGUACAUUGGCCUCAGACACUGGUUCCUGUUGUCUAUCAGCGUGGUGCUGGCCUGCACCUUCCUGGUCUGCGCCAUCCUGCUGCUCAAUCCCUGGACUGCAGGUGUCAUUGUGUUUAUCUUGGCUAUGAUGACGGUCGAAUUGUUUGGCAUCAUGGGUUUGAUCGGCAUCAAACUGAGCGCCAUCCCCGUGGUCAUCCUGAUUGCAUCGGUUGGCAUCGGCGUGGAGUUCACCGUCCAUAUCGCGCUGGGUUUUCUGACGGCGAUAGGCAGCAGGAACAAGCGGUCGGUGGUGGCUCUGGAGCACAUGUUCGCCCCGGUGAUUGACGGUGCAAUCUCCACACUGCUGGGAGUCCUCAUGCUGGCGGGGUCAGAGUUUGACUUCAUCAUGAGGUAUUUCUUUGCUGUGCUGGCCAUCCUGACUGUUCUGGGAAUGUUAAACGGCUUGGUUCUCCUGCCAGUCCUCCUCUCCCUCAUGGGCCCUCCGGCUGAGGUCACCCCAUCUGACAAUGCCAGCCGCCUGCCCACCCCGUCACCUGAACUUCCACUGCCCCCGCCCAUGACUCACCACGGGUACAACGCGGGUCACCACCAGCUGCGGUCAACACGCCAACAGGCCUUUUCAGAAUCGUCAGACUCGGAGUAUUAUUCUGAAACCACCACCACCUCAGGGAUUGGGGAGGAGGAUUAUAAAUACUGUGACCGGAGCACGUUUGUCGUUGCGCCGUGUGCCAACGCUCCCUCCACCACAUCUCACAUACUGCUGGAGGCCAGCAAGAACCCUAGCUUCCCCAAGCUCACGGUGGUGAAACCCUUCAGAGAAAGUGCGACAGACAAUGGUGGCACAAAAGGUCACUCUAAUGAAUCUUCUCAUAAUACACAGUCUGCUGGCUCCCAGAUGACCUGCUGGGACGGAAACAAGCGGGAGCAGCAGCAGGGCCCCCAGAGGCCCCCGCCCAGCGACAGAGCUCACAUCUCUGGGAGGACUAGUCACUGUGGGCCCAGGCUUCAGGCUGGCAGAGGGCCUCAGCCUAGCAGGACUAAAGGGCCAGCUUAUAGCAUGAAUAACUCUGCCCAGGCACCACAACAAGCUUCCACUGGAGGAGCUGUUACGAUGGUGACCGCCACGGCCUCGGUGACUGUCGCUGUGCACCCGAGCUUGCCCGGGGCUGUGCACCAAGGCUACAUGCACGAGGGUUUUGACACGGACAGUGAGUUGGACUGUUUUGAGGGUACUAAGAGGACAUGUGGUGGCAAUAUAAACCUGUCUUCCUGUAAGAAAGACUCUCUCGAGCUCCAGGACUUGGAAGCAGCACAGAGCCAGAUACAGCUGCAGCUCAGCAGGACACAAGGUGGGUUGAGGAUCCAGGCAGCCAAAGAUUGCUAG
Molecule: messenger RNA, 4475 nt
Organism: Lampris incognitus (smalleye Pacific opah)
Lineage: Eukaryota; Metazoa; Chordata; Actinopteri; Lampriformes; Lampridae
Gene: ptch2
Product: patched 2
Exons: 23
Coding region: 18-4475 (1485 amino acids)
Biological process (GO): smoothened signaling pathway
Cellular component (GO): plasma membrane
Molecular function (GO): hedgehog receptor activity; smoothened binding; hedgehog family protein binding
Source: RefSeq, a predicted model, not a curated record